This is a messenger RNA of Drosophila suzukii, 1016 nucleotides long. RefSeq lists its product as uncharacterized. NCBI's taxonomy places the organism in Eukaryota, Metazoa, Arthropoda, Insecta, Diptera, Drosophilidae. The record is from RefSeq and is a predicted model, not a curated record.
UGCUCCAUGGUGGAGAUAUACAGUGCAUCCACGUUCUUGAAAAUCGACGAGUUGCUGGAAAUCGCCUUCGUUUGUUUCAAUAAGAGCAGUGUGUCCGGUAGCCUGGCUUUUGGACUGUUCUUGGAGGCCCAGAAGUUUGAGAUUCGCAUGUUCCAGUUCCUGAUGCUGUCCCGCAUCGAGGAGUUCUUUCUGCCCUUGGUGGCCUCCAAGGAGUUUGUGCAACUGGACUUUUACUGGGUGCGGAAGCUCCUUAGCAUUCACAGUAUAGGCGUGAACAGUGAAAUUGAGAUCUUUAUGACUGCAGUUCGCUGGCUAAGUUAUGACUGGGACUCUCGGAAGGUUUUGAUGGAGAAGAUAAUGGGCUGUGUCCGCUUCUGCCUGCUGCCAGCGCUCUUCCUUAGGUUUUUGCAGGGCGAACAAAAGACCCUGGUACUGAAAAGCAUUUGCUCGAGUCCCAAAAUUCGGGAAAAAGUCAACAAGGCCUUUGUGUACACCUCCACCGAACUCUGCGACCUGACGCAACGCAUCUCCAGCCUGGUCAAGGAGUUCGAUCCCCCGGAGCAGCGCAAGUGGAUCUUCGACAAGCGGUGCUCGUACCAUCGCAAACCAGGCGGAAACCAGGGGCAGUUCUUCACCUACCAGCAGUUCCUCAACUAUCUGGAGUCGCUCCACGAUUCAGUGCCCGAUCACGGCUCCUAGGUCAUCGGGGUCUUAGCCAAAUCCACAGCCAACUCCAAAUCCCCCAGCAAGCCCAAAAACGCAAUGUGAAAGCCAGAAGGAAGUGUGCCGCAAUGUUUGGCCAGUCGCCGUUUUCAAUGAGGCACCUCUAAAAAGCCAACUUUUGUUUGCCAUGCGAUUAUAAUGCCUGCUUUUGGCUUUGGCUGUGGGCCACAGAGUCAACUGAGAUUUGGCAACCAGAAAGACAACAGGCAGCUUAGCGAGUUUACUUAACAAUGGCAAACGACGCUGGCGGAUUAAAGUGGAGUGUCUUUAUAACUAAUUAGGUAAUAGUUGGG